Molecule: messenger RNA, 1935 nt
Organism: Castor canadensis (American beaver)
Lineage: Eukaryota; Metazoa; Chordata; Mammalia; Rodentia; Castoridae
Gene: Rft1
Product: RFT1 glycolipid translocator homolog
Biological process (GO): glycolipid translocation; dolichol-linked oligosaccharide biosynthetic process
Cellular component (GO): endoplasmic reticulum membrane
Source: RefSeq, a predicted model, not a curated record
UACGUUUCCACCUGUCAGGGCCAGGACGCAGAUGCUAUGGGCAGCCAGGAGGUGCUGGGCCAGGCGGCCCGGCUGGCCUCCUCCGGUCUCCUCCUGCAGGUGAUGUUUCGAUUAAUCACCUUUGUCUUGAAUGCAUUUAUUCUCCGCUUCCUAUCAAAGGAAAUCAUUGGUGUAGUAAAUGUAAGACUGACACUGCUUUACUCAACCACCAUAUUCCUGGCCAGAGAAGCCUUCCGCAGAGCAUGUCUGAGUGGGGGCACCCAGCGGGACUGGAGACAGACCCUCAACCUGCUGUGGCUAACAGUCCCCUUGGGUGUGCUUUGGUCCUUAUUCCUGGGCUGGAUCUGGUUGCAAUUGCUUGAAGUGCCUGAUCCAAAUGUGGUCUCCCACUAUGGAACUGGAGUGGUGCUGUUUGGUUUCUCAGCAGUGGUGGAACUUCUAGGAGAGCCCUUCUGGGUCAUGGCACAUGCACAUAUGUUCGUCAAGCUCAAGGUAAUUGCUGAGAGCCUGUCAAUUAUCCUCAGGAGUCUCCUGAUAGCUUUUCUUGUUCUGUGGUUGCCUCAUUGGGGACUGUUCAUUUUUUCUUUGGCUCAGCUUUUCUAUACUGCAGUUCUGGUGCUGUGCUAUGUUAUUUAUUUCGCGAAGUUACUGAGUUCCCCAGAAUCAGCCAAACAACAGACUCUUCCUGUCUCCAGAAUAACAGAUCUGUUGCCCAAUAUUACAAGAAGUGGAGCUUUUAUAAAUUGGAAAGAAGCUAAAUUGACUUGGAGUUUUUUCAAACAGUCUUUCUUAAAACAGAUUUUGACAGAAGGCGAGCGAUAUGUGAUGACAUUUUUGAAUGUAUUAAAUUUUGGCGAUCAGGGUGUAUAUGAUAUAGUGAAUAAUCUUGGCUCCCUUGUGGCCAGGUUAAUUUUCCAGCCAAUAGAGGAGAGUUUUUAUAUAUUCUUUGCUAAGGUGCUGGAGAGGGAAAAGGGUACCACACUUCAGAAGCAGGAGGAUGUCACCAUGGCUGCUGUGGUUUUGGAGUCCCUACUCAAGCUGGCCCUGCUGGCUGGCCUGACCAUCACUGUUUUUGGCUUUGCCUAUUCUCAGCUGGCUCUGGAUAUCUAUGGAGGGACCAUGCUUAGCUCGGGAUCAGGUCCUGUUUUGCUGCGUUUCUACUGUCUUUAUGUCUUACUGCUUGCCAUCAAUGGAGUAACUGAGUGUUUUACCUUUGCUGCAAUGACCAAAGAGGAAGUUGACAGGUACAAUUUUACGAUGCUAGCACUGUCCUCUUCAUUCCUGGUGUUAUCCUAUCUCCUGACCCGUUGGUGUGGCAGUGUGGGCUUCAUCUUGGCCAACUGCUUUAAUAUGGGUAUUCGGAUCACACAGAGCCUUCGUUUCAUCCACCACUACUACCAAGGGAGCCCCCAUAGGCCCCUGGCUGGUCUGCUCCUGUCUCCAGUCCUCCUUGGCGUAUUUGCCCUCAGUGGUGGGAUUACUGGUAUUUCAGAGGUAUUCCUCUGCUGUGAGCGGGGCUGGCUUGCCAGGCUGGCCCACAUUGUUGUGGGGUGCUUUUGUUUAGGAGUGAUCUUGGGACAGGCAUUCUCAACAGAGACCAAGCUGAUCCACUUUCUCAGGAGCUCAGUUGAGUGCCUGGAGUCUAGUCUGGCACUCUCGGGUCUCACUAGCGCUGGGACUGCCUUCCGAGGGAGCUUCCCGGCACACGUGUGUGUGCAGCCGUCCGUACCACGGACACCUGCGCUUGCAGGGGAACGGACCAGCUCUGGAAACAUAGCCGCACACGGUCACGUGCGGGCUACAGCCGUGCGCUUCGUUCGGGCCCGGACGCCAGAACCGAUCCCGGGAACUCCACUGGAUAUCCCAUCGCUCCGUCCCGAAGCCGAGGUGAGGCUCUUCCCUUCUGAGUCGGAGCGGGUCCAGGACGGACGCUAG